This is a messenger RNA of Nymphaea colorata (pocket water lily), 1646 nucleotides long. Its product is annotated as glucan endo-1,3-beta-glucosidase 13. Gene Ontology annotation, biological process: carbohydrate metabolic process. Bases 262 to 1383 code for a protein of 373 amino acids. Gene Ontology annotation, molecular function: hydrolase activity, hydrolyzing O-glycosyl compounds. NCBI's taxonomy places the organism in Eukaryota, Viridiplantae, Streptophyta, Magnoliopsida, Nymphaeales, Nymphaeaceae. The record is from RefSeq and is a predicted model, not a curated record. The transcript is spliced from 3 exons.
GGGAACAGUGGAGCCAGGGAACUUCUGUUCAACCUUUUUGACAAGUAGGCCUUCUCCAUGCAGAAAGCCAGGGCCCGCACCCUGCCACUGCUGUUCUUCUGCAACAGCACGCUUCCCACCUUGACGCUGAUUCUUUCAUUCUCAUGAGCACUUUGCACACUCACACGCCACCCAAGGCCUUAAACCCCUCCCUUCUGUUCAAAUACUCCACCGAGGACUCACCCGGGGUUUAGGGUUUUUGAGCAAGGCUUGAAGGCGAAGAUGGCGAAGACUGCAUUUCUUUUCUCCCUUUCUUUGCUGCUGCUCACAGUUGGUGGUCACAAGGAUUCGGACUACACUGCCUCCAUUUUUGUCAAUGAGGAAGAUGUUCAUGAGGUUGCGCACAGCAUUUCAGUGGCAGACAAAUGGGUCAAGGAUAAUAUUGUUGAUGGAAAGAUACCCAGAAAUGUGGUUGUUGGUGGUGGGUUUCUUUGUGAUGCCAACUAUGAGGAGGAGUGGGGCUUGAUUCUUCCGGCUAUUCAGAACUUAUACUUUGCUCUGGGGAGAAGGGGUUUAGAGAAGAAGACCAGGGUCUCUACUAUAGUGUCCACUGCCUGCCUUGAAUAUCCCCACCACCCACCUUCUUCUAAGUUUAAGGAAGCUUUGGCUGAUACACACCUGAAGCCCCUGCUCAACUUCCUGCAGAACACAAAUUCAUCCUAUCUUCUGAACCCAUCUUCCUUCCUCUCUCUGUCUGCUCAUAGGUCGGCCCUUAGAUACAUGGGUCUUUCUCUUGGAAUAGACUUGGUGAAAGAGAGUAGAAGUAGAAGCAGGAAACUGAUAGUAGAAUCACUUCCAGCGAGGCCAUCACCAAUAGCAGAAGUUACUCCUUCACCGUUGUACCCAAAUAUUGGAGCCUCUGUUCCAGCUAAUGUUGUCAAGAACCCAUCUCCCCCUGCUCUUCCAUCAGCCAGCCCACCUGCUUUUUCUUUCACAUUUGCACCAGACAAUGGAGAUCCUUUAAACUUCCCGACCUACCCGCCUUCUCCUGCUCCCGCCCCUCCCUCCGAUGAUUUCGGGCUUCCUCCUUGCGGUCCUGUCAACAAGGAACCCAAGCCUGCGAGGAAGUAUGGCCAGUGGUGUGUUGCAAAACCUACUGUUCCCGAGGACACACUGCAGGAGGCAAUGGACUAUGCUUGUGGUGAUGGUGGUGCAGAUUGUGAAGACAUCAUGCCUCAUGGCAGUUGCUUCUAUCCUAACACCGUUGCUGCUCAUGCCUCUUACGCUUUCAAUAGCUAUUGGCAGAAGGCAAAGGACAAUGGCGGUACCUGUGAUUUUGGAGGAACAGCAAUGCUGAUCAAUUCUGACCCAAGUUUCUUCCACUGCCAUUACGUGCUCAGUUGAGGUGGAGCUUUGUAAAACUUGUUUCGGGUGGGGUUUUUUUUUUGUGAUUUCUUUCUCGAACAUUAAUAGCUGGAGCUUGGCUUUGGUAUCUUGUCACCAUGGUUCCCUUCUAUAUCUGUGAGAUGUUUCUUGAGCUCUUGAGACCUUGUUCUUGGGACAUGGUAUUGCAGUGUAGAUUACUGUUACAGGGUAGUAUAGGUUAGCGUCAUAUAAAUGCUUGUCUCUACUUCUUAUAUUGGCGAAAAUAGCAUGCUUUCUCCUUC